AGAGGUUAGGGAUCGUCAAGUCAAGAGAGUGCGGAGAGUUCGGUGGGAAUUCGCGCAGCCUACGCGUCAAAGACGAGAGAAUUCAUUUUCCGACAUUGGGAGUCCCCGGAGGAUCGCGGAACUUCGCGCUUCCGUCUCGCGUCGAGUGUCCUCGAGAUCCAAUUCCCGAGUAGGUCCCGUCACUCCCGUCUGGGCCCGUUGACCCGCCCGUGUUGACCUACCCUCAACGACUCUCGGCUGACAUGAGGUUGAUUCGAUAAAAAUUGACACCCUGCGUGAUAAGAGGUCCAUCCAGAGGCAUGUAAAUAAGCGUCAGGUGAUUGGAAGUAUUGGAAUAUCGUUCCGUGCCAUCUUGACUGCGUGGUUCCGCGAGACAUCCACGAUUCGUUAUUAUUUCGUUGCAACGUCGCGCCCGAUUCAAGAUGUCUGAAAAACUGCCGAGCAAUCAACCGCAGCCCAUUGUCAAGAUAGGUCACUAUACGUUGGGCCAGACUUUGGGCGUGGGUACAUUUGGUAAAGUAAAAAUUGGGGAACAUGUUUUAACGAAACACAAAGUCGCCGUGAAGAUUCUGAAUCGCCAGAAAAUCAAGAGUCUAGAUGUCGUGGGUAAAAUUCGCAGAGAGAUACAAAAUCUCAAGCUCUUCAGACAUCCUCAUAUCAUUAAGCUAUAUCAGGUCAUAAGUACGCCGACAGAUAUAUUCAUGAUAAUGGAAUACGUCUCGGGAGGAGAGCUGUUCGAUUAUAUCGUUAAGCACGGCAAGCUUAAGGAAUACGAAGCGCGACGAUUUUUCCAACAGAUCAUAUCGGGCGUCGAUUAUUGUCACCGGCAUAUGAUAGUACAUCGUGAUUUAAAGCCAGAAAAUCUUCUGUUAGAUCACAAUCUUCAUGUGAAAAUUGCGGACUUCGGUCUGUCGAACAUGAUGAUGGACGGCGAGUUCUUGCGUACCUCGUGCGGCUCACCGAAUUACGCUGCGCCAGAAGUGAUAUCCGGUAAAUUGUAUGCCGGUCCCGAAGUCGAUAUUUGGUCAUGCGGCGUUAUAUUGUACGCGCUACUCUGUGGUACCUUGCCAUUCGACGACGAGCACGUUCCUACUCUAUUCCGCAAAAUUAAAUCCGGUGUCUUUCCUAUCCCAGAAUACUUGAACAAGAGUGUUGUUAGUCUCUUAUGCCACAUGUUACAAGUGGAUCCAAUGAAGAGAGCGACCAUUGAGGAUAUCAAAAAACACGAGUGGUUCCAAAAGGAUUUACCGUCGUACUUGUUUCCCUCACCUGUCGAGCAAGAUUCAUCUGUUAUCGAUAUAGAUGCCGUGAACGAAGUGUGUGAGAAGUUUAAUGUGAAAGAGCCGGAAGUGCAUUCCGCGCUGUUGGGCGGCGAUCCGCACGAUCAACUGGCGAUCGCCUAUCACUUGAUCAUAGACAAUAAGAGAAUCGCGGAUGAAGCCGCCAAGGCAGAAUUAAAAGACUUUUAUGUGGCGUCUAGCCCUCCGCCCGUAGCGUUCAGCCCAAACGAGACAAACAGCAGUCCACUGAGGCCUCAUCCAGAAAGAAUUGCACCAUACCGCGAACGUCAAGGUUCGCAAGGUAGCGCACCUGCGCAGAUGCAAGGCAAUCGCGGUACGCCUGUGAAGAGAGCGAAAUGGCACUUGGGAAUUAGAUCGCAAUCCAAACCCAACGACAUUAUGAAUGAAGUUUAUCGUGCUAUGAAAGCGCUUAAUUUUGAAUGGAAAAUCAUAAACACAUACAGCGUUAGAGUAAGAGAUAAAAACAACUUGACCGACAGAUAUAGCAAGAUGUCAUUACAAUUAUAUCAAGUCGACCAUAAGAGUUAUUUAUUAGACUUCAAAUCUUUGUCCAGCGAAGAAGAGGACAUUGGACGAGAUCCGACAUUGCCGCCUCCGCAAGCAACGGGUCAUCACACAAUGGAAUUUUUCGAAAUGUGUGCAGCAUUAAUUACGCAAUUAGCACGAUAGCGUGCCUGCUUCUUUUUUAAAAGUUGCAUUAAAUCCUGUUAUAUAUUGUGCUUUUAAAAGUGUAUAGUUUGAAAUAAAUGCAGGUGUUGUAAGACACAUUAUAUAUAAAGUCUUGCCUCUUACAAAUUAAUUUUGAAUAAAGGCUAUAUUUUUCGA
Messenger RNA from Temnothorax curvispinosus, 2126 nucleotides. It is a transcript of the gene AMPKalpha, whose product is annotated as 5'-AMP-activated protein kinase catalytic subunit alpha-2. Gene Ontology annotation, cellular component: cytoplasm. Gene Ontology annotation, biological process: protein phosphorylation; intracellular signal transduction. Gene Ontology annotation, molecular function: ATP binding; protein serine/threonine kinase activity. NCBI's taxonomy places the organism in Eukaryota, Metazoa, Arthropoda, Insecta, Hymenoptera, Formicidae. The coding region runs from base 423 to 1970 and encodes 515 amino acids. The record is from RefSeq and is a predicted model, not a curated record. The transcript has 11 exons.